CCAAGGGCCAGAAAAAGAAGCUUGAAAAGCAACAUUUGUGUGUGCCCCCCCCUUCUAACCAAUAGGGUUUGUUUAAGUUGAGCAACCACAGCCCAUGCAAGCAGCAGGGCUGGUAUUUAAUGUCCUAGCAGCAGCAGGAGAGGGAUAAGGAUUUCCCUGGUUGAAAUGUAUCUUUUAAUUCUGAUAAUGCCACUUGCUUGCUUGGGUGGAGGAUCAAGAGGGAGUGUGUGUAAAAACUACCCUACUGUAGCAAGAUUGAGCUGCUGUUAAAGGCCCAGAAGCGCAGGAGGCCAGCAGGAAAGUUGGCAACCCUGGUUGGAGGUGACCCUGAGAUCUAGUGGAAUACCUGCUGCUUUUGGCAACAGGGGGCUAUGACCUCUUAUGGUGGAAACCAUUAACUCCCCUUGUUGAUGCGGAUGCUCAGGAAACAGUAUGAAGAUGAAAAGAGAAGCGGUGUACGGAAUAAAGACCAGGCCUACAGCCCCGUCCUCCGCUCACUGGCCCGUCUGCGUCCCGACAUGACCCUGGAGGAUGGGGUCCCCCGUGCCGUGCAAGAGUGGGAGUACAGCAGCAACUUUGAGCGCAUGAUCUUCUACGAAAUGGCAGAAAAGUUCAUGGAGUUUGAAGCAGAAGAGGAGCAGCAGAUCCAGAAGAUGAAACUUUUGGCCAGUUGCUCUCAGUUCCAGGCCCCAGCUACCAAACCCACAAAGCCGCCAGCGUCCCCCAUCCCUGAGCCUGGGCAACAGCAAGUUUACAUCCCCAAGAAGUCAGCCUCCAAGAGCCGCCAGCCCAGGCGGCGACAGCGGCGUCCGCCCAGCACUUCUGCCCCAGGAGCGCCCAGGGAGAUCCCUGCAGAGGCGGUGCACCAGUAUGCUGAGAUCAUGGAAGGCCUGGACACGAGUUGGGAGGAAGAAGAGGACGAGAAGAAAGAGCAAGGGAUGUACAGCAACCCUCAGGACCAGGAGGAUGGGGUAUUCCCAGAUCCUGCCUUGCUACAGUACAUUGAUCAGUUGUGCGACGAUGAAGAAUUUAUCUGUAAGGUCGAAGCAGUCAUCCAUCCACAGUUUAUGGCCGACUUACUGUCUCCAGAGAAAAGCCAGGAUCCUCUAGAUCUGGUAGAGGAAUUGGUGGAGGAGUUAAACUUAACACCCAAUCAGCUGACAGAGAAGAGACUCCUGGCACUGUCGGAAGAAGAAAGAGAGGCCUCCGUCUACCCUACAUCCCAUUCGGACUCCACCCCGUCGCAGUCUGAGGAAGAGGAUGAGGUCAGCGGUAAUGGGAAAGGAGAAGAUGUUUCGUGCCACGCCGUGAAGAGGCCUUUGACUAACAAGGGUGUUAGAAGCAACCAACCAGAACCAUCUGCACCAGCCAUCAGCUCCCCACUGGCACAUCAUUUGCAUCAACGAUUGGGAGACAGGAAUUCACCACCAAAGGCAGAGCGUUCAUCUCCUCACAAAUGUGGCAGUCAGGAAGGAAGCCUGCUACCCACCCUGAACAACACAAAUGAAGUGGAAACCCAGAGCUCACAGGGACAAGACCAAGCUGGAGGUCACGCCAACGGAAUCCCUCCUCAUAGGCAAUGGGUCAUGUUGGAAGCUAUUCCAAGCAUGAACGGAAACAGCAGCAUUACUGGGAACGUAACAUCCCACAGGGACAAGGCAGGGCAAGGCAUUGCAAGGUCCUAUGCCAUAGGACAUUCAACGCAAGAUGGCAGCCAAGAAGAAAAGGUCAAGGGUCACGCUAUGGAGCAAGGCAGCCAUGCUGUCACAGCGCAGUUCCAUAAUGGAAUGGAGCUAGUUUGGAGUAAUCUAGAAUCAGCCCACAACAAAUAUGAAAAAGAAGAUGGUAUCCAACGCGAGGAGGUCAUAUCUCGAAAGAAAUCUCAUGCUAUCCGGGAAAUACAGGAAGAUUCUCCAAAAGGGUCCAACUCUGAUAGUCAAGACGUAAGUAAAAUGUUAUUAGGGGACCACAUAGCAGGAGAAAGUGCUCUUAAGAUUACUUUGAAUGGGCAUGGGGGACACAAUGUUGACCAUGUAGAAAAGGUCAGAGGUCCACUCCAAGGUCAAGAUAGUAGAGGGUCUGAGGAUGCCUCAAGUAGAACAGAGCUCGACUGCCAGGAUGAAGAGAUGCCAUCUCAUCCAGACAACCAGAUGAAGCAAAGGAGUUGGGAAUUCAUUCAGACUGAAUAUGAAAAACGAGAUGGCUGCCAUGGAGAGGUAGCCAAAGAUCAACUUCAGUUCCACGCUAUUUGUAGAGGAGCAACAUCUACCCCUAAUGUAACUGUAUCUCAGUUUGGAAGCAUAAACCCGUGUGGGCGAACUUCAGGAAGGCAAGACAGCCUAACACCGACUUCUUCUGCACCUGGAAACCAACUUGAUGGCCAAGAAGCGAAGGUGAAAUCUCAGAAGAAGCUACAGACUGAUUGGAAGCAAACAAAGACCACACCAGUGAAGGACAUUGGUGUGGUCAAAAGUGCAAGGUUGUCUGCAGAUAAUCUAGCAUUAACAGAAUUGUCAACUUGCCCUAGACAACAUGGCCAAAAGGCAACUGACCCACACCUGUUGGAAACUGAUGAAGAAGUUAACUCCAAAUCACAUGUUGAACUCAGCGGGGGAAACAGGCAGCAGUUGGCUUUAUUGGAUUCUAGUGGGGUAGAGGUGCUUAAAGACCAGCCACCUGGCACAGAUUCUGAGCAUCUUCCAUAUUUCACCUUCUCAGUGCUGGAGUCUCCAUCUUCAAGUUUACAGAAGUGUCCAGAGAGAUUCCAAAAGUCUCAGUGGCUACUCACAAAUCAGUACAAGGUCACCCCUUGGGUGGAAAGCCUACCAGAUGAUAAGCAGACCCUUGCGCCCACUCUGAAUCCUUCAGGCUAUGUCAUCAUGGUUGAGGCUGAUGGAGGCAGCUGCGGUCCAGGUGGAGAUCACACCUCUGGACCUGCCAGUCCUGGCAAAGGAGUGGCAACAUUUCCGCUACAAGGCGGUGGUGGCAGCAGCAGUCAUGGAAAUGAUGAGCCCAAUCAGAGAUCUGAGUCUAGCAAUCCACCCUCUUCCAAAGCCCACAGUGGGCCAGCCAGUUCAGAAAGUAACAUGAAGAGCUUGAGUCAGGUGGAAGGGGGAGAUUUGCUCGAAAGAAUCGCCACGGCAAAAGGCAUGCAUCCAGAACUCCCCGGAGGAAGCAUGGAAGGCAGCCUUAAAUAUGAUACUAAAGAAGAAGAGGAGGAGGAUGAAGAGCUGUCUAGUUUCUCCUCCUUGCUUGCCUCCAAGCUCAGCCUCUCACCCCACAGUGGUCUAGCACCUCUCGCAAGGGAACAAGGAGACACAGUGCCCUCCUCACCUACUGAUACUGGGAAGCAAGGUGCUAAGGCGAGGCAUUCCACCAGGGGGCAGGGCCCCCAGAACUUCACUGCCCUACCAAACAAGAGCCUGGAAGCAAAGCCAACCGUCCAGCGUAGCCACAAGAGAAAGAACAAUUGCUCAGGUACUCGGAGGAGCAAGCGCCUUCGCAACCAGUAAAGAAGUUUCUUUUUCUAUGGAGGUGGACUCUAGCAAAAGCACUGGUGAAGUCUUUUUAAGUCCUAAUUCCGGUACUGUCAUCUCCGCUGCACUAAGAUUUAAAAGCCACGCCGCUGCUCAAAGUACUACAGAUAAAAAUGAAAAGACUGUGCCAGAAUAUGCUGCUUGAUCCACGAUCUGUCUAAACGCACUUCCCGUGGGACUGGAGGGGCCCCCCUCCCGUUUGUUCAAAUGUC
This is a messenger RNA of Rhineura floridana, 3748 nucleotides long. It is a transcript of the gene NUTM1, whose product is annotated as NUT midline carcinoma family member 1. Bases 411 to 3512 code for a protein of 1033 amino acids. The record is from RefSeq and is a predicted model, not a curated record. The transcript has 7 exons. NCBI's taxonomy places the organism in Eukaryota, Metazoa, Chordata, Lepidosauria, Squamata, Rhineuridae.